Messenger RNA from Hydatigera taeniaeformis, 357 nucleotides. The record is from the annotation of a GenBank genome assembly. Lineage: Eukaryota; Metazoa; Platyhelminthes; Cestoda; Cyclophyllidea; Taeniidae.
GUCAUUGAUACAGAGAAAUCCGAGGGCUAUGACACCCGUGCCGACGUCUGGUCACUGGGUGUUACUGGAUUGGAGUUAUGGGAAGCAGAACCGCCUUUAGCUGGCGUCCCUCCGAUGAAGGCCUUCUCGCUCAUCACUCACGGUCCUCAUCCUCUUUCUCUCUAUCCGACACGACCACCACCCGAAACGGAGGAAGCUAAGGAUGACCCAUUGCAAUCGUGCAGCGAUCUGAUGCCGCCAGAGAUGUUCGAUUUUUUGUCAAACCCGAAACUACCAUCGAUUAUUGAUCGGUACAGGAUCGAUAGCGUGCUCCAGUUGGCUGUCCUGAAGCGAGGUUGCCUCAUGUUGGCAGAUUGA